This is a messenger RNA of Daldinia loculata, 1178 nucleotides long. RefSeq names its product S-adenosyl-L-methionine-dependent methyltransferase. The record is from RefSeq and is a predicted model, not a curated record. The transcript has 3 exons. The coding region runs from base 126 to 1028 and encodes 300 amino acids. NCBI's taxonomy places the organism in Eukaryota, Fungi, Ascomycota, Sordariomycetes, Xylariales, Hypoxylaceae. Gene Ontology annotation, molecular function: methyltransferase activity.
AUUAGACACGAGGAACGGUCGUUAAUAUGACUUGGAGCAAAGUAGACUUGUUGUGCUAAUAAUAUUACUUAUCCGUAUUUAAAGCGUAUAUAAUUCUCCUUAUCACCAGCCACCUGUCGCUCAUCAUGACUAGUGCUGAACAGAAAGAGCUACAGAAGCUACACGGAAGUUUCGCCGGAGGCCUUGCCGAUGAAGACUUGGAGCGGACGAUUGCAGGCUCGGAACGAAUCAUGAGAGGUCCUGCUGGGCUGCUGCUCACACAAGCGGGCCUCGACGAGUCGACAAGCGAGCCUUUCACACUACUCGACAAUGCUUGCGGAACCGGUCCUAUCGUGGCGCACUUGCAAGACCACGUUGACUCUAAAUUGUUGCUAGAGAGCAAGGUGGUUUGUGCUGACUUCAAUGAAAACCUUGUGAGUAUAUUGAAGAGGCGUGCUACCAAAUAUGGCUGGACGAAUGUUGAGACGGCCGUUGUUGAUGCUCAGCAUUCGGACUUUCUAGAACAGUCUUUCACUCAUGUAACCCUCAAUUUUGCUAUGCACGUAAUCCCAAAGCCGGAGGCUGUGUUAGCAGACACGAUGCGGAUCCUUAAACCAGGAGGCGUGUUAGCGUUUAGCACCUGGCACAGAGACACCAAGGGAUGGAGCCCUGAUAUGAGGUCGUGCUUCGAGGCGCUGCCAUUCGACGCACCUAUGCCUAACCCGGUACCCAUGGCAAUUCACGGGAAGCUCCAGUGGACGGAUCCGGAGGGUGUAGAGGAAGAACUGAAAGCCUAUGGGUUCGAGAAUGUUCAAGUUAAAGCUGUGCCUCACGUGGUUCGCGUGAAUAGUGCCGAGGACUAUCUCUACAAUUAUAGAAUGAUGAAGGAUUGGAUGGUCAAUACGUACUGGAGCGAAGAGAGCAAGCAGAAGGCGCAAGGCAUUUUGGAUGAGCACAUCGUGAACCAUCUUAAAGAAAAGUAUAAUGGUGAGGGAUGGGACCUAAGUUGGACAGCGAUUCUAGCUACUUGUCAGAAGCCGGGUUCGUGAAAAGGAGGUGUAGGAUUGCGAGAUUAUAGAGUAUUGAUAGUUAGGUAUAGUAUGAUUUGGAUAUGUAAUAUACUAGCUGCGUUACCCGUUCGCGCAAGCGCUUACGGGGAGUGCCUAGGUAGCUUCAACUUUCAAGAGUGCCUUUUACGC